AUGGCCAACGACACAGAGCAAGCGCAGUCGCCGCCUGCUGAGCUGGCAGCGGCGGCACAGGAGAAGCCGCCACGCCAGCCGCUGGAGUUUUAUCCCCUGCGUGGUGAGUCGCACAACGCCGACGACCAGGAAAAGUACGGCCGCGCACGCACCCACAUCGCCGGUCUGGGCCACGUUUCGGCCAAGGACGUGUUCAAACACUAUCGCCGCUCCUGGCUCACGCCAUUUUUCGGCUCCAACGAGCCGGAGCCGACCUUCCGGCAGGAGAGGGCUCAACACCCAUGCCAAAUAUUUUCUCGCGAGGUGCACCGAUGCUUGGAAGAGCACAGCAACAGCUUUGGCUUCUGCCAAACGCGUGUGGCGGCGUUUCAGCAGUGCUUACGUGAGUUCUCUGUGUGA
Molecule: messenger RNA, 399 nt
Organism: Leishmania mexicana MHOM/GT/2001/U1103
Lineage: Eukaryota; Euglenozoa; Kinetoplastea; Trypanosomatida; Trypanosomatidae
Exons: 1
Coding region: 1-399 (132 amino acids)
Source: RefSeq, a predicted model, not a curated record